Messenger RNA from Salvia hispanica, 600 nucleotides. The record is from RefSeq and is a predicted model, not a curated record. Lineage: Eukaryota; Viridiplantae; Streptophyta; Magnoliopsida; Lamiales; Lamiaceae.
AUGCCGGACACCAUAUAUCACGCAACUCACCCUCCACACCCCCUCCACCUUCUCUCCACAGCAGAUAAGAGUAUGAUACUAGUUUUAAUCAAUUGUGAUGCCUGUGGAGGCUUCAUGGGUGAUGUUAACUGCUAUGAAUGCUGCAUCUGUGAUUUCAUCGUGCACGUUGGAUGCGCGGCGCUGCCUACGUCAACCACCAGCCGUAGAUGGGACAAGCACCACCCGCUGCUUCUAACGCACGACGCCACUCUGAACCAUCCCGGUGAAUUCUACUGCGAUCAAUGUGAAGGUAGAAUGAAUCCCAAGAGUUGGAUGUAUCACUGCCGCAACUGCGAUAUAUCCAUCCAUCCCAAAUGCUUUAAAACAACAUCCGGCUGGUAUAAAAACAUCAAGAUGGGGCAGGAAUAUCAUGUGAAUGCAGAAACCCAUCCACACCCUCUCACCUUUCAACUUCUCACCACUAAACGCCGCUGCGACGCUUGCGGUAAUGAUAGGCAUGAGGAUAUUGGAUUUUACUGUGCAUCAUGCAUCUUCUUCAUUUGUUUCUACCCCUGCGGUAAAAAAAUGAUCAGAGAUGGCAACAUUGAGGCCGUGGAUUGA